GAGUGAAAAAAAUGUUUGGCCUCCGCGGCGUGCGUGACAUGUCGAUGAUGUUUUUGAAUUCUCAGCGCUCGGGAUCCGCGGGAGAUCAGCUGGACCGUCUCGGAAGAUUCUUGUAAACAAAGGUAACCCGAUACAUUAUCGUGCGAUCCAGCUGAAAAUCGGGGAGAGAUGAGCGAUAACGCAACCUGUCGCUCCCCGCGCGGCACCUAACCAACAAGCCGAGCACGAACAUGAACACCCUCACGCGAUGUCCCGGUAUAUACUGCGGCCGGGAGCUGCUGCCGGACGGGAAUUGGAGCGAAUGCGGCGCUUGUCCUCGCGGUUUUCGCGUCAACGCCUCUUCGGCGUGCAUACCUUGCGACGACGCGCCCAUGUUCUACGACUGGCUCUACCUGGGCUUCAUGGCCCUGCUGGUGCUGGUGCUGCACUGGUUCUGCAUCGACAAGGUCUCCAAGCGCCGCAACAUACCCAAGGAGGUGAUCGCUCUGCAUUUGUCAGCGUUACUCGAGGUACUGCUGGCAUCCCUUAUAGCGUUACAACUGACGGACCCCAUCGGUACGUUCACCAUUAAGUCGUGCAGCGCAAAGAGAUUGUCCGACUGGUACACGUUACUGCACAAUCCCAAUCCUAAUUAUGAGGCGACACUACAUUGUACACAGGAAGCGGUCUAUCCGUUGUAUACUAUAGUCUUCAUUUUCUACGCCCUAGGAGUAAUUCUGAUGUUAUUGAUAAGGCCGUUAAUAGUUAAGAAAUUUUUGCCAAAGCAAGGCAAGCUCUCUAUCUACGCAGCUCUGUACUUCUACCCAAUCCUGGCGUUGCUUCACGCAAUAGGUGGAGGUCUGAUAUAUUACUCAUUCCCGUAUAUCACCAUCAUUUUAUCAAUUCUGUCGAAUGCAGCGCAUUUCGCCUUCAAACUAAAUCAGAGGAUGAAGUCGUUGUUGCUGAGUUCCGUUUCGGAUAUAAAAAAUGUGAUAGUAAUUUUGGGCCAUUGGCUGUUGCACGCAUACGGCGUGAUAGCAAUCGCUACUCUUCGCGGGAUCAGCAUUCAUCCUGCGAUGUUAGCUUUAGUGCCGUUACCCGCUUUGUUUUAUAUUAUUACUGCGAGAUUCACCGAUCCGCAUAAGCUCAAUAUUGAAUGAAGUGAGUUUUGUAUGUCUUUCAUGCGAAUCUUACACGUCUCUUGUAGAUCUAAGAUACUGUCUUGUAUAAUAUAUCUAAAAUAAUAUAUCUGUACCUUAAUGAA
This is a messenger RNA of Dinoponera quadriceps, 1243 nucleotides long. Its product is annotated as JNK1/MAPK8-associated membrane protein. Gene Ontology annotation, biological process: response to unfolded protein. The coding region runs from base 231 to 1139 and encodes 302 amino acids. The transcript is spliced from 3 exons. NCBI's taxonomy places the organism in Eukaryota, Metazoa, Arthropoda, Insecta, Hymenoptera, Formicidae. Gene Ontology annotation, molecular function: ubiquitin protein ligase binding. The record is from RefSeq and is a predicted model, not a curated record. Gene Ontology annotation, cellular component: membrane.